AUGCAGACGCUGGCGGCCCGCGAACGGUCCGCGGGUGGCCGGGUCAGUGUCCGGACGUACUUUGCUGCCAAGGAUGCCUUGGUGGGCGGCCGGGGCAAAAAGGCUGUUGACUAUGUCUCCACGACGGUCGAUGGAACGGACCACGAUACUCUGGUGCAGUCGGUGGAGGUAUGGGAGGAGAUAUUCUCUUCUGUACGGUAG
Aspergillus viridinutans is the source of this 201-nucleotide messenger RNA. RefSeq lists its product as uncharacterized. The transcript has 2 exons. NCBI's taxonomy places the organism in Eukaryota, Fungi, Ascomycota, Eurotiomycetes, Eurotiales, Aspergillaceae. The coding region runs from base 1 to 201 and encodes 66 amino acids. The record is from RefSeq and is a predicted model, not a curated record.